UUCUCACAACAAUCAGUCGCUUUUCAUUGCAGCAACAAAAUCUUCUUAAUCCCUCUCUGUAUUCGCAAAAAAUGGCAAGAACCAAGCAAACUGCUCGCAAAUCGACCGGUGGAAAAGCUCCGAGGAAGCAAUUGGCGACAAAAGCCGCCAGGAAAUCAGCACCGGCCACCGGAGGAGUGAAGAAGCCACACAGAUUCAGGCCAGGAACCGUUGCUCUAAGGGAGAUCCGUAAGUACCAGAAGAGCACAGAGCUCCUGAUCCGUAAGCUUCCAUUUCAGAGGCUUGUGAGAGAAAUCGCUCAAGAUUUCAAGACAGAUCUGAGGUUCCAGAGCAGUGCUGUCGCUGCACUUCAGGAGGCUUCUGAGGCUUAUUUGGUUGGUUUGUUUGAGGAUACCAAUCUGUGUGCCAUUCAUGCUAAGAGGGUUACAAUCAUGCCUAAGGAUAUGCAAUUGGCCAGGAGGAUUAGAGGCGAGAGGGCUUAGAUUUGAUGAAAUUGGUUAGGGUUUAACUUGUGUUGUAGAAAGUAUCAUCUGUUGUCGAGGUCAUGUUGUUUUGACCUGUUUGUAUUGGUUCUAAUUAAAUCACUCUUGUUAUCGAA
This is a messenger RNA of Lactuca sativa (garden lettuce), 598 nucleotides long. RefSeq names its product histone H3.2. NCBI's taxonomy places the organism in Eukaryota, Viridiplantae, Streptophyta, Magnoliopsida, Asterales, Asteraceae. Gene Ontology annotation, cellular component: nucleosome. The record is from RefSeq and is a predicted model, not a curated record. Gene Ontology annotation, molecular function: protein heterodimerization activity; DNA binding; structural constituent of chromatin.